This is a messenger RNA of Poecilia reticulata (guppy), 1367 nucleotides long. The record is from RefSeq and is a predicted model, not a curated record. Lineage: Eukaryota; Metazoa; Chordata; Actinopteri; Cyprinodontiformes; Poeciliidae.
GUUGCGUUCGGAUUUAUAUCCAGGACGGACCGAAUAUCAAAUGGUGUUCUGUGAUUUCAGGCGGAUUUUAAUUAGCCUAAGCAAGUCACCUCUUGACCAAUUUUCAGUAAAAUGAGACUCUUUAGAUCAAUAAAACUGUGUGAUAUUCUCGAUGUGAAUAUUUCAGCAGAUUAACGUUCACCGAGGAUCCACCGGAGCUCUGGUUCGUGUGAACCACUUCAUGCUACGUGUACAGCAGCUGCGGCAGCCCGUUAGCUCCUCUCGCUAACGGCUCCAGCACGAAGCGGAUCUCGGCAUGAACUCACCGAGCAGAGAUCCCUCACAAAGGUCCAGGAUGGACGAGAUACACCUGGAGGAAUGAAGACUUCCUCUGGAAGGAGUUUAACUGGGAAGCAGACUGUAAACAAAGGCUGAAAACAGGUUAAAACAUGAUGUAUUCAUCCAGAAGAAAGCCUGUGCUCUACUUUAAAGAGGAAAGAAGGUUUCUAUCAGGGAAAUGCACCAUCUACAAACUGUUUGGCCUCUGCAUGGUGCUGGUGCUCAUCUCUCUGCUGUGGCUGCAGCUCAGCUGUUCGGGUGACAUGUCCUCAGUAACACGUCAAAACCAGCACGACCCCCAGCCGCCGCCUCCACCCUGUCCCACUGAGAGACAGGCAUCCGCAGCGGACGACCCCAGCUGGGGUCCUCACAAGCUGGCACUCGUGGUCCCCUUCAGAGAACGCUUUGAAGAGCUGCUGGUAUUCGUCCCGUUCAUGCACAAAUUUCUCAACAAGAAGAAGAUCCGCCAUAAGAUCCUGAUUAUUAACCAGGUGGAUCACUACAGAUUCAACCGAGCGUCUCUGAUCAACGUGGGCUUUAAGGAGAGCGGGAAUGACACGGACUACCUGGCCAUGCAUGACGUAGACCUGCUGCCCCUCAACGAGGCCCUGGACUACGGCUUCCCUAAAGAGGGACCCUUCCAUGUCGCCUCGCCGGAGCUGCAUCCGCUCUACCAUUACAAGACCUACGUGGGAGGAAUCCUGCUGCUCACAAAGAGGCACUAUCACACGGUACGGAGCUGCUACUUGUUAUUAAAGGCGAGCUGAGGUUCAGAGAGGCAAGACGAGCUACAUUAGGGGGGAAGGGAAGGUUUGGCAGGAUUUGUUUUACUGUGAGCACGUCUCCCCCACAAUGUUCUCCUCAACUUCACAAACUUAAAUGCUCAUCAUGUUGGAUAUUUUAAUCUGGUGGGACAUAGCAUGUCCACCAGAUGGUGCUGUUUCACAUUGAAGAAGGUUGAUUAACAGACCAAUCUUUGGCUUAGAGUAGCGGUUCUCAACGUGGGCGGUACCGCCCCCCAGGGGGCGUUCAGAGGACGGCAGGGGGCG